UACUUCUUCUUUACAUUAUUCACGAACCCUCCAUCACGGGUUUUGACUGAACAAAGUUAACUUAAAGAAAGGAAAAUAACUGGAAGAGUAACAUAAUUUCUCUCAGUGUACCAGAAAAACUAGUAAAUGGCUACUAGCUCCACAAAUCUAUAAAAGUGCAUCCAAAAUGUUGGAAAGGCUAGUUGCCUGGUUUUGUAACAAUUAUUUAGGGAGAUAUCUGGAAAAUUUAAAUACUGAUCAACUCUCUGUUGCACUUUUACAAGGAGAAGUUGAACUUGAAAAUGUUCCACUGAAACGGGACAUACUCAAUCAACUUGGCCUACCACUUCAAAUUCAUGCUGGGUUUGUUGGAAAAAUCUGUUUCCAGAUUCCACUCAGGAAAAUAAGGAGUGAACCAUGGGUGAUAUCCUUUGAACAGUUAUAUUUAGUUGCUGGUCCUAAGGAUAAAACUGAGCCUUAUAAUGAAGAAUCUGAAGAGAAUGCAGCUCUUGAACGUAAAAUGGCUGCCCUAGAUUUGAUGGAAGCAGAAUGGAGGUCAGAAAAUGAUCCUCAGGGAUUAUCAUCCUCCUCUCUGUACUCGUUAACAUAUUCAUCUUGGUUGAGUUAUGGAGCAAGCCUAGUAACCAAUAUUGUUCAAAAUAUUCAGUUAAAAAUCAAAGAUAUACACAUCAGAUAUGAAGAUGCUAUAUCCUGUCCAGGAAAAGUAUUUGCGUGUGGGAUACGUGUUGACUCACUCACCGCUCAGACUUGUGAUGAAAGCUGGAUACCAAAAUUCAUGUUCGCCACCACUCAAGGGAUUAUGUAUAAACUAUUGGAACUUGAUGGAUUGGCUGUGUAUUGGGACACAAACACUGAACUCUAUGCCGAUCUGCCACUGGAUGUUCUCUCUAGUAAGCUAAUGCAACCUUGCUCAGUAGAACGAAAUGAAUUUCUAUUGGCACCCGUUAGUGGAUACGCACACUUGAAGCGCAACUGCAGCGCCAAACCUCUGCGAUCUCUAAAUCAACCUCGAAUCGCCUGUGACUUCCAGCUAGACCGAGUCAACGUUGAAAUUCGUGAUGUCCAGUAUCACCAGCUGGUUCAGUGUUGCAGAUCUCUUGAGAUGUUGUCACGUGGUCUCCAGUACCGCAGAUGGCGUGUAGACAGUGAAGUUGAAUUUCAUCCCCGGCGUCAAUGGAGAUUUGCUGGGCAAUGCGUCAUUGCUGAAAUCAAGAAAAGGAAUCAAAGUCGAAAUUGGCCAUUUGCAAUUAAUCGCGCCAAAGAAAUUAUUCUCUAUGUCCGUUCCUUUAAGGACCACCUGCUUAACCCAAUUGGGGUAACGGCAGAAUCCAAGCUGCACCGAGAAAGAAUCGAAUCAGAACUUGAUCUGGAAGAACUGCAGGUCUUACGAUCGAUUGCUAUGCAGCAGAUUUCCAAGUCUCAAUCGAAGAGCGACUCGCUUUUAUCUGAUGCUUCCACCGCCGCUGCGAAUUCUUCUUUAUUUCAACGUUGGUUUUCGUCCUGGUGGACAGUAGAUGAUGAAACCAACGGAAAUUCCCAGUCAACCAAUGAAGAUCGAGUGGAACAUGAGAUUCUUGAAACGCUUGAAGAUGCUAUGAGAGACAACACAGUCCGGCAGCGAGAUAUUCUACCUCUUCAAUUGAGUUCGACAUUGAAGCAAGGCUUGGUCCGUCUGUCAACCUGCCACAGGACUGAAACCGGCCAGUCUUGGAGUACUCUCCUCGAAAUAGAAUUCGACAACGUUGUCCAAGAAUGGGAAUCACGACCAAGGCUGAAAUCGCAUAAAUUCCAUCUCAGUUUGGGAAAUGUGUGGGUUCGUGAUUGUGCGACUAAAGGAACUUGUUUCCCAGAUAUCGUUUGUCCACAAAGAAAAGACGCAAGGCCUUUCAAGUCAACUACAGGAAUGGGGUCUCUUCUUCCCGCGUUCAACAUCCCUUUCUUUCGUAACAGUCCAUCAAGUCCGAAUAUGAACCAGCUCCCACAAGAUGAAGCACCGCUGUUUGAUUUUGUUUAUGAAAAACGUCCGCCUGGGAGCGAUUGGAACCAUCGACUGAAAAUUACUUCUUUGGCUCUUGAAUGCGUUUAUAAUCACCAUCUUUUUCAAAAGAUCAUUGAGUUGUUUUCUGUACCCCACAAAGAUUCUGACGAGCGAUCCUUACUUGGCCAACGACUUCGCCAAGCAGCCCGAUCUGGCUUUGAAGCCGUCAAGCAAAAGACGAAAGAGAGGCUGACACAGACCUUAGCUCCUCCAACCGUGAAUUUGCCAUCGGAUCAAUCGUGGGAUUUGCUGAUCAACAUUUCUGCACCACAUAUUCUUAUUCCAGAAUCAGUUGUUAGUCGAGAUUCCCUUCUGCUGAUCGUUGAUUUUGGCCAUUUUCACGUGACACGCACCGAUGUCAAUUGCAUCGCCGCUGAAUUGGCUUCAACAACCACCAACGGCAAUGAAGACGAUGAAGAAGAAGAAUACGUCACACCUUGUUCGACACCACCAAAUGAAACGGCUGUAACGACUCCAGUAGACGAAGCCAUUGACACCAGUAGCUUCAUGAGUAGCAGCAAAGAUUGUGACGACAUGUCGGACAAGUACAACGUCCACUUUUCAGAUCUACAACUGCUGGUGUGUCGUGUCAAGGACAACUGGAAACAAGCACAUUUAAAGGGCACCUCUGCCCUUCACCUCCUGGACAGAUUUUCUAUUUUGAUUCAUGUGGAAAAGUAUGGACGUAUCCUACCCGGUUUAGAAAAACCUUUUUUGACUUUGACAGCAUCACUUCCUCACCUUGUGGCUCAUAUCAACGAGCCAAAGAUUCACGCCCUUGUCUCCGUUUCCAAGCAAUUCCGUACCAGUAGCCUGCCUCCUCCGGUUUAUGAGACGACCUCUGAAGACGAUGAAACGGGCGAGUGCGAGUCAGACGAGAGUUCAGCCGGAUUGGAAAAGUCAGACGAACAUUGGUUUAUGGCCCAGUUCAAUAUCGAACAACUUUCAGUUGAGGUCCAAUCAAGAGGACGAAGUGUUGCUGAAUUACAAGUAGGUGGAGUUCUGGCCAGCUAUUCGAUGCGCCCAAUGGAUAGUUCUAUCCAUCUUGCCGUACAUAGCUUAUUGCUAGUUGACGCCAUGCAGACUUUGGGUUCCGACUACGAGCUAUUGAUUGCCAGUCACAAACAUGUCAGCAUGGAUAGUAUGAGUGGAAGUUUAAAAGAAAGUGAACCGACUUCUCCCGUCUCUCCAUCAUCACCAGAUCCGUCAUCUCAUAAAGGACAGAGGGCAACAUCACCUGUAUCAUUAGCCCAAGCACUUACCUCUUUGCAAACGGAUCCUUCAUGGCGUAAAGAUGGUCUAUCCCCGCCCGCUGUUCGUCGUCGAAUGGUAACGUCAGCUUUAAAAUCAGAAGCGUUGAUUUUGAUCGACAUUGUGACCAUAGAACCCACUUUGAUCGAUGGCAAACCUGAAGGACGCAUUCAAAUAAUUAAGGUUCACUUCAAUUCGCUGGACGUCAUAGCGAAUCAAGAUACUGUUGUGGAACUGGUCAGCUUUUUCCAGCGGAUUGUGCCCAAAAAGAGGGUGCCCCCUAGUCCUGAUGAUUCAAACAUGUCCACAGAUCAACCCUCUAUGAAUCAGUCACGAUUUCCACCUUUUACUCUUGUUCCAGACGUCAGCACGGAAAUCACCUUCGAUUUUCAUCGUCUCACGGUCCUCUUGCUUCGUUCAGCCGUCAAAGACGAAAUGCUGGUGGGCCGAAAAGUGGCCACGCUCACCGUCACCGACGCUCGCAUCAACGCUAACUUAUCUUCAGACGUCAUCGUUCAAGGAUCACUGGGUGGACUUCAAGUACUGGACCUUACCCCAGAAGGGCAGAAGCAUCAACGAGUCAUCAGUGUAGGCCAUGAUGUACUGGUCGAGCAGCAACAAAAUCUUUACAUGCUGGUCAGCCAAGGACUCUACGAAACGGCCAAAGACAAAAAUGAAGUCAAAGCGUUCAGCUUCAAAUUUCUCCAACCAGGACUGGAAAUCUUCAAUGAAGAAGGCCCCAAUUUGAGUCUGGAGGUUCGAAUGGCCUCUUUGUGUUAUAGCCAUUCGGUUCAUUUUCUCGCAGAAGUGACUGCUUGUGUAAGCGAAUUCAAACAAUCCGUUUCCAACAUGGCCAUGUCUUUGAAGUUAACAGCGGCUGAAAUGGCUGUCGAUUUGCUGCACCGAGGGACUGAGGGCUUGGCCCAAAGCAUCUACAUGAGUGGCUCCAACUCUAUGACUGAAGGUCUUAGUCUGAACGCCAUGAAAGAGGCCACUGAUGAGGAGCAACAAUCAUCGUUUCCGUCAAGGGUCCGUUUCAGCGCAUUACUGGAAAGUCCUAUAAUGGUUCUACCCAGGUCUGCCAGAAGUCCACAAGUGCUAGUUGCACAUUUGGGGCAAAUAGAAAUUACCAACGACAAGGAAGUCAAGUCCGAAAUUCCAUCCCAUUUGUCUGAAGAGCUUUCUGGAGGAACGCACAAGGAACACUUUGAAGUUGAAGUGCGUGACAUGAGUCUGUAUUCUCUGAAUGUUGACGAGAAGUGGAAAAGUUCAUUUAGUCAUUUUUACUCGGGACCUUCGUCCUUUCUACGCGUUACUGCCCAAGAGCUUUACAGUUGCGCUAGUCCUCAUGGUCGGCCUAUUUUGCACGACACACUGUUGAGAUUUUCUCUUCAUCGUAUUACCGAUCGACCCAUUCAGAGUGAUGCCGAUCCUUUCCUUUUUCACCUUUCGGAUUUUUACCCGAAACCGGAAGUAUGUGAUGUCUUCCAAGUUCACGGAUGUGUUGUUUCUCCGCUACAAGUUUCACUCUCCAAAGCUCAGUACCAACAGAUUAUCCAAUCACUGGACAAUCUCAACUGGAGCAAAGUCGAUGCGACUAACAACUUUGAAGCUGGGCCGGAUUUUCCGGCGAAGAAUCGACCGUCACCACGCGUUAAACAACGAGAACUCGUCCUGAAUUUCAAGUUCCAGUUGCCACGAUUUUCCAUGGAAUUACUUAACAACUCGGACCGGGCUAUCGUCAAUCUUUCCUUUGAAGACUUCUUGGUUGCGUAUGAACAAAACUGCAGUUAUUCCGCCACGGUGCAAACUUCUUUGAAAUCCCUCAUCUUGGAAGACCUGAUGAUGAAAGAAGAUUCCAAAUACCGACGACUGGUGGCAUCCAAUGAUCGCCAGUCGGAAAGAGUUGCCGGAAGACCUAAUUUGAGUUCCUUCAUGUCAUCAUCGUGCCCUGAUUUGCGUGCCCAAGGUCUCUACACCACUGGAGCACGAUCCUUGCCUGCCAGGUUGGAGUUAGACCAAUCCCAAUGGAAACAAAAUCGGGUGAAGCCUCCACAAAAGAAACCGGUAAAAAAAUGCCCGAGUACACCACCGUCAUCCCCAUCAAUGAUGUACCAUCAACGUUUCUCGCGAUCUGGCGUCGGCGACAAUAAUUUGGUGUUCAUCAAAAUUCUUCUCGUUGAUCCGGAUAGCCCAGAUUUCGCCCUAAAAUACAACAGCACACACCGUUUUAUCGAAAUUAAUUUCAACUCACUCGACAUGAUCGUCAAUCUGGAAUCAUGGGUGAUGGUGCUCGACUUCUUCGGUACAGCCAAAACAGGACAGCAUCAAAAGAAAAAGGUAGCCGUUUCUUCUCCCGGCUAUCAGGAUUGGUCGAAAGCCGCGAAUGCCAAUACAAUGAACUCGCGUUGGGAGGUUGAAGUCCGUUCUUUUAACCUGCUCCUCAACCGGAAGGACUAUGAAGUUGCAGAAGCUACAAUAUCUUGCUUGUCGUGGGAAAUGGCGUCGAUGCGAGGCAAUUUGGACGUCACUGGAAAAUUAGGCAGCAUUACCGUUCAAGAUUUGACAUCAGCUGGACGAAUGUACCGCGAACGAUUCAUCACUUCGGGUAACGAGGCCCUGGAUUUCCAAUUCUUUUGUUUCAGUGCUGAUGACCCGCACCUUGCUCGCGAUUACGACAUCCGGCUGAAUCUUAACAUGGCUUCCGUUCUGUACGUUCACACUCAACGAUUCUACACCGAGUGCUUUUCAUUGCUCGAACAAUUCCAGCAACUUCGUCGAGUGGCCACAAGUUUUAGCACAACUGGGCCGAACAGCUCGACCAAUGUUUCACAGAAACCGUGGUUUCAUGGUACGCGCAUUUUGUUGAACGUCGAGGCCGGCUCGCCUGUCAUUCUCGUCCCAGUCUGUUCCACUUCGGAACAUUUAUUGGUUAUUGACCUUGGGAGAAUAUCCGUCUGCAACAAGUUCAUGAUGUCCAAUGGAUCGGUCUCGACACCAACCGUCAGCAAAUCCCGUAAAAUCAACGUGAAAGGUUUGCCGAUUGUGCCUGUAACCAGCGAUCCAGAAGCUGUUUUAAUUGACGUCAUACAAGUAGAACUAUCCAACAUGGACCUUUGUACGGGUCAGCGCCAGAAAGCCAAUCGAUCGCAAGUUGGUGAUUUAAUUCUUGGCUCUUAUUUGAUUCGACGGAGUGGCCAUUCCCUUCUCAAAGACAAGUGCGAAAUGAAGGUGAAAAUUCGUCGCAACUUGGAUUCACAUUUAGGCCGUCCGGUUCCUGAUAUGGAUCUCUGUGGAUUGUUGUCAAGAGUAGAGUGUUCCAUCGACGAACAUCAGUACAAAUUGAUACGAGGUCUGCUCGGAUUUAAUCUUGGCGAACCUAUGGAUUUUUUCAGUUCAGACCAGCGACCACCAACAAGUCCAAUGCAGCCACUUGAUGAUGACUCCAAGCCGCCAAUAUGGGCGAGACUUAAACUGCAGAUCGAUCUAGAGAAUGUCAUUCUGGAAGUGAAAUUCUCAAGAACUGGCCCAUUUUCAACCAUUAAAUUCAUUGAUUCCCGACUCGUUUAUGAAAGUAAUAGUGAUGGAUCGAAAGAUGUUGACCUCGUAUCACAACAAGUUGUUGUCCGGGAUACCCGGUACGAUUCAGCGUCCGCAACCCAGCCAAUCAUGAAACCAAAUGUCUUCACCCAAAUUCUGGAACCUGUGACAAAAGCUCGCCGGGAAGGAUCUCUACAAGCUGAAGUCCAUUAUCGAUCGACGGAGGAGUUUACUCGAUUCACCGUAGUCUUGAACAACAUGAGAUUGUUGGCUGUAUUCGAUUGGUGGGCGCUAUUUCAAGAAUUCCUCUUACAAAAUCCCGAAGAAUAUCGAGGAACUACCAAGGGUGAACGGGGGAAUUCGGAAGAAAAUGAUGUUCUCCAAACUCCACCUCGAUGGAUUUCAACUUCGAAGCCCAGUCCUAUUGUCGUUUCAACAGGAGUGAUUAGCAAACGAGCUGCACUGGUGGAGACUCAACGGUUGCCAGUUGAAUUUAAGAUCAACAUUUCCGAUUCGGAAGUGGUCAUUAUUGAAGACACCUCAAUCUGCGAUUCAUCCGCAGUUAUUUUGAAAGGAACGGCUUUGCUGACGUAUAGACCGCAGAUUCAGAGUAAACCGCUUUCUUGCCAGUUGAAUCGAGUUGAAAUAUUUUCAAGCCAGCUAAACCUGGAAGAGGAAACUGCCCUAUCCAUUGUCGAUCCUGCCACCAUCAGUAUCGAAAUAGUAGGCAAAUCAAGCGCCACGGACGUCAAAGGCAUUAUGGACGCUACCAACUCUGAGUUGCAACAGAUACUGGAAAUCCAAGCACAGCAAGUAAUCCUUCGCCUGUCGUACAACGACAUGAAACUUUUCUUGAGGAUCCUCGACAGUCUUCCACGUCAAGCUCGAUCCACUUCUAAUCCCGACUCGACUAUCGUCAAUGAAGUAAAGAAGUUGAAGGCUCUUGGAUUCUCCACGGAAGAUUGUCAGUUAGCUUUGCGAACAUGCAGUGACAAUUUGGAAGAAGCUGCACUCUGGUUAACGCAAAACGCUUCGGCAACAGUUGGCCAACAGCAACUGGAAAUGACAAAUGAAAUCAAAAUCCGUUGCAUUGAAGUUCGAACUGGCUGUAUUAGUUUGUGCGUCAUCGAUGACUGCCGCGAUGCCGAUUUGCCUCUGGUCGAAGUCACAACAUCUCAGCUACUUCUCCGCCAGUCAAUUGACACUGUACAAAUGACUGGCGAGGGCAGCAUCAAUUGCCAAUUUGCCAUCGAUUAUUAUAAUCGUGUUUUGAGCGGCUGGGAACCAUUCGUGGAGCCAUUCAAAUGCCAUGUACGGUGGAAUUUUCUGCCUUUCUAUAAUUCAGUCGCCAAUCGACAAUGUCCUUCGUUCUUCAUUGACACGGAAGAUGUGGUCAAUAUCACCUGCACUCGAGCUUUGCUUGAACUCGUUGGAACAGUCAAAAUGAAUUGGAUGGAAGAUUACUACGGUCAAAAUGGCAAGGAGAUAUCUAGUCAGCUGGACGGUGGAAAUGUGGUUCGUCAGCGUUCUCCGUUUGUGCCUUUUGCUUUGCACAACGCUACCGGCUCCAAACUCAAGUUUCGAACUCUGACGGCAAGUUUGCUGGCAGAUGCUACCCCGUCGAAGGCUUCUGCUAAAAACACUCACUGGAUAAACUGCGACGCAGGCGAUGUUGUUGCCUUUAGUUUCGAAAACAGAGGAAAAUUACGUCACCACGACAGUCACCAGAUGCAAACACAUCAGCUGGCAAUCGAAUUGGAUGGUUGGAUGGAAGUUGGUUCCGUUUCCGUCGAUCGCGUUGGAGUGUACUUCCGAUAUGCAGAGGUAGUACACAAUUCGCCAAGUAAACGAAACGCAGCUGCUUUCGACCGAGAGCUGGAACGUGUUUUGGUUGUUAUUGCCGUCACUUUGGAAGGAUCGGCCCGUCGACUGGUUACCAUUCGUUCAGCUUUACAGGUGACCAACAACUUAGAAGAGACUGUUGAAUUGCGGUUAGAACCGCCUGCUUUCAACCUUCAUCCUAGCAAAACUGUCCGUGUGCCACCGUGCACGACUUAUCCCAUCCCUAUGACUUACUUGAUGUCUCAGAUAUUUGUACGCCCGAUGGCAGAAAAAUUGCCUCAUAUUUUUAGUUUCUGCAAAGACCCAAUUGAAUGGCAUGCUAAUCCGAGUCAAUCAACUGCUAAUAUAAGACAGUGCAAUCCGGUGAUUAGCAACCAAGAUUUAACAUACCGUUUUGCAGUCAAUAUCCAUCGGGAGAACUUUCCUCCUGACAAGAUAACUUCAGAUGAUUCAGAAUGUAAUAUACAACCAGCUCACACUAUUUCUCUUUUGAGUCCGUUGGUUGUCGUAAACCUACUCCCCUAUGAACUACUGUGGGAACUCAAAGCUGUCAGUCAAAGUGGUAUCAUCAAACCGGGUAAAUCCACAUCGAUCCACACGGUCAACGUCUCCGCUGGUUUCCAGAUCGCCUUCCGCACUGAAAACUUUGUUCAUUCAAGCGACUUAGUCAUUGGCACGUCUCCUCAUAAUUUUAGUACACGCUUGCGGCUCUAUGAUAGCGCUAAUCGAUUGCUGCUCCUACAGGUGAAAGUCAGUUCCAAAGCUGCUGGGUCCAUUAAGUUGUCCAUUUCGGCUCCUUACUGGCUCGUCAAUAAAGCUGGGAUCCCGCUCAUCUUCCGGCAAGAGGGUGUCCAGCAAGAUGCAGCAGGCCAAUUCGAUGAGCACGAAAUGGCUCGUUCUCUGUCUCCGAUGCUCUUUUCAUUCACGGACAGAGAAGCUAGCCCCACAUUAACGGCCCGUAUUGGAAAUGGCUUGCAUAUUGGAUGCAAGCCCCACUGGUGUCAACACUUCCCUCUACAGAAAGGAGUUCGAGUUCGCAGUUUUAUGGUAUCACCUCGAGACGGUCGGCCGGAAUUGGUUUACUUGGUUGGAAUUUCUAUACGUUCAGGUCGUGGUCGAUACCGAGACACACAGAUUGUUACUUUAGCACCAUGCUAUCAGCUUUACAACCAAUCGAGUUGGAUGUUAGAGGUAUCACAAGCCUAUUUCGCUUCAACUUUUACCGAUCCUGGAGCCCAAUCAACGUAUUUGAACUUAGUUCCUGGUUGUCACCUCCCUUUCCACUGGCCUCGAUUGGACAAGGAUCAACUACUUUGCAUCCGCUUAUUGGACGUGAAAAAUUGUCAUUGGUCGGGUGGGUUCACCAUUCGGAAUAUCAGCUCCUUUCACCUAAACAUCCGUGAUAGUGAAAGUCGGGCUAAUUUUCUCCGCGUCGAGAUAUUUCAACAGGAAUGCACCUACUGUGUCGUUUUCAGCGACGCCACUGGCUUUCCUCCACCCCUCAGAAUCGACAAUUUGGCCCAAGUUCCAAUUAUUUUUCACCAAACGGACGUCCCAGAAGCUUAUUUGCAUACCACUGUCCGUCCCAACAGUUCGAUGCCAUACGUUUUUGACGAACCUACUAAACCUGCCCACCUAAGUAUCGUUGCCCCAGGAGGAGCUUCCGCUUCUUAUGACAUGACAACACUUAAAGAAGGAUGUCAACUGACCUAUGAAAACUUCAUUUAUGUCUGCCUUACGGUUACCUUUAACGGUGAUGACAUGUCGACUGGCAAUGCACUUGAUCCAAACAACGUUGAGUUAGUCCUUGACGUGCCGGAAGGCACCCGUGUCGUACUCGGCGGCAAAGAAACAGGAAAACGCUCUCAGCUUUGGCGGAUGACCGGAAGCGGAAUGUUGCAACACGAAGGAAGCAGCCCUCCACGAGAUCCAUCCAAUCCUCAAAUUGAUCCAUCGCGAAUACUUGUCUUGGAUAUCGCCGGACCAGCACUUCAACCCAGCGAGUAUGUGCAUCUCAUGUUACGAAAGCCAGAUCCUCGACGUCAAUUGACUCAAACUUGGCGCUUCACCGAUGACGGUCGCCUCUGCUGCGGCCAUAACAAUGUGUUCGUUCAAGCUAAGGAUGGCUUUUACGGCGUCCGACAAGGCCUCCCCUAUAACACCUGGAGAAUGUGGAAUGAUGUUGUCUUGGGACCAGCUCAGUCCGUGACUUACUAUCGGCUGCCUAGUGGCAUUCCGGCAGAGCAGGCGAUUCACUGGCAACGGCUUCGGCCUGGUUCUGGUUGCUUGAGUGUAAAGACUAUCAUGGACGGUCCAACCAGAGUGCUUCAAAUUGCCGAUUUGAAGUCAUCACAUCACCCUACGAAUGAAGUCUCGGUCGUCACCACUCCAGCGGACAAACCUAACAACAAAGAAACGAAAAUGGAAAUGAAUUUCAAAGGAGGUUUGGGUUUCAGCAUUGUUAACCAUUCACCUCCUGAAGAAUUAGCCUAUUGCCGAUUGUCCAACAUAUCUCUUGAACUCCUCACGGGAAACGGAAUGCUGAGCGUGGAUGCUAGUGUCCAGUCCAUUCAAAUAGACAACAGUCUACAAGAUCCACAUUGCCCAGUUGUUAUCUACGUCUCUUCUACCGCCAGCAAUGAGGAAUCUAAGAAUAUACCUGCUCUUCGCUUAACUGUUCAUCGGCAGAUGACUGGCCGUCUUAACGCAGACAUUUUCAAGCAUUUGAUCGUUUCUUUCAAGAAUUUGACUAUCAACAUAGAAGAGAACCAACUAUUCAAGCUCUUGGCCUUCGCUGGUUUCAAUCAGUCGGAUUUAGAGUUGGAACGAGUAGAUGAGAGUGAUUACGAAUCACAGAGAUCCCUUAAUGCCGCCACUUCCAUUGACGCUAAACGAUAUUAUUUUUGCGUUUUGAAAUUGGUGUUGGAACAGGUGCGAUUGAGUGUUUAUACUUCUAGCAAGUUACCACCGGAACUAAACGCUAUUAAACGGAAACUCGGUCUGACUUUGAUCAAAUUCGAAGAGGCUAACAUAGAACUUCACCCAUUCAUUCGAUCACAUCCUUUUGAAACGGCCCAGUUAAUUAUUGAUUCCGUUGUUAAACACUACAAGGACGAACUGAAAUCGCAAGCCGCUAGGAUUCUUGGAUCGACCGAUUUCCUCGGCAAUCCAUUAGGUUUCGUCAACGACGUUUCCGAAGGAGUUUCAGGUUUCUUGAAUGAGGGCAAUGUGGGUGCUCUCGUUCAAAAUGUUACGUUUGGAUUAUCGAAUUCUGCCGCCAAAGUCACGGGGUCGCUUUCUGACGGGCUCGGUCGGGUUACGAUGGAUGAAAGACACGAAGAAGUUCGUCAACGUCUUUUGAAGCACACGGGGCAAAGUUCUGACCAUUUGGUAGCUGGUCUAAAAGGAUUUGGUUUUGGAAUCCUUGGCGGAAUGACAUCUAUUUUCACCCAAACUUAUGAGGGUGUUUCCAAUGAUGGAUUUGGCGGGCUUUUCACUGGUUUUGGUAAGGGUUUGGUGGGAACUGUAACAAAGCCAGCCGUUGGCGUACUUGAUUUGGCCACAGGAGCUGCCUCGGCUGUUCGUGAUUCGAGUCGCAGUUCAUCUAAAGAAAUUCCUAAAAGAAUUCGCCCUCCUCGUUUGGUUAUCGGACCAGGAGGCAUACUUCCUCGUUACUCGGAAAAGCAGGGACGUGGACAAGAACUUCUUUUCCAGCUUAAUCGCGAUCUCUAUAAGGAAACUUUCAUUGCAUACGAAGCGCUUGGAAAUCUACCAGACAGUUUACACAUCUUGAUAUCAAGCGAAAAUGUCCGAGUAUUCAGCAUGAGUAGCCCCAACAAGGAAGUCGUCCUUGACAUUCAUUUGUCGGUACUACAAAGUAGUAAAGCUGUAGUCAUUAAAGACUUUGGCACACAGAGCACAGCGCAUUAUUAUGUCGAGAUGAAUUUGCUAUUGGAACCGGAGAGUCCACUUGGAGCACGACGGCCCCAAGUUCGCUGUGAUUCCGAAUCCCUUGCUAAACGAGUGACGCAAGAAAUUAACUAUGCCAAGAGUGUAUACGAAGAAAACCGUCAUUCGCUUGUGUCUUCUUCCAAGUUCUCCCCCUGAUUUUGCAUGUUCUUUUCACCGCGUGUAUAGAGUAACAUUUGUUGAUUCUGGUUUUCAAGAGAUUGGGAUUAAGGGUAAUUUUUUCUUUUUUAAAUUGAAAUGUGUUAUAGGCACAUCGUUAUCUACUUAUAUGAAUAUUAAAUAUGCUACUUGCAGGUCCAAGGGCUAAAUGAGUUCACAGUUCAACUCAUAAAUAAAAACAUGGUGAUAUACUUUUACAAAGACUUGAUUGCUUGGGGUACUUGAACUACAAGAAGCUCGAUGUUCACGUUCAAGUUAUAG
Molecule: messenger RNA, 13060 nt
Organism: Daphnia pulicaria
Lineage: Eukaryota; Metazoa; Arthropoda; Branchiopoda; Diplostraca; Daphniidae
Gene: Vps13D
Product: vacuolar protein sorting-associated protein 13D-like
Exons: 22
Coding region: 167-12778 (4203 amino acids)
Biological process (GO): protein targeting to vacuole; mitochondrion organization; protein retention in Golgi apparatus
Cellular component (GO): extrinsic component of membrane
Molecular function (GO): protein binding
Source: RefSeq, a predicted model, not a curated record